GCAGCACGGAGGUUUGAGGGCGUAAUGUAUGUUCAGCUAGCAGCAAAAAGUUGCAAGAUGGCUUCCAUCGCCGGCAGACUAACUGGGUCUCUAAAAUCCAUAUCUAGGCUGUUAAAUGGUAGUUAUGCAUAUCCCAGCACUGUAUUUUGCCAGGCUAAGAGAUGGGAAUCUUCCGACGUUAAACCAACUUUGAAGCCAUUUGAUCAGAUGAAAAGGGACACAUUGGAAGAGUAUGGACGGUUUGUUGCAGAGUGUCUACCAAAGUAUGUGCAGAAAGUGCAAGUAACACAUCAGAAUGAACUUGAGGUUAUGAUACACCCUGAGGGCGUCUUACCAGUUAUGACAUUUCUCCGAGAUCACACCAAUGCGCAGUUUAAAUCCCUGGUUGAUGAAACUGCUAUAGAUGUUCCCAAAAGAAUAAAUAGGUUUGAGAUCAUAUACAACCUACUGUCACUACAAUACAAUUCAAGAAUCAGAGUUAAGACGUAUACAGAUGAAAUGACGCCAUUGGAUUCAUUAUACUCAGUAUUUAAAGCAGCAGAUUGGUAUGAGCGAGAGAUUUGGGAUAUGUUUGGUGUGUUCUUUUCUGAUCAUCCUGAUUUAAGACGUAUACUUACAGAUUAUGGAUUUGAAGGACAUCCACUUCGGAAAGACUUUCCACUCAGUGGUUAUGUUGAGGUAAGGUACGAUGAUGAACAGAAGCGCAUUAUAUGUGAACCCCUUGAGAUAACACAGGAAUUCCGCAAGUUUGAUUUGAAUACACCAUGGGAAACGUUCCCAGCGUACAGAGAAGGUGAAACAGAACAGAUUGAAGCCGGAAGUGAGGAUAAGAAGGAAUAACACUCAAAUUGAAAUUCAUAUAAAUUAAUAGAUUUGGACUUUACAGAAGCAUUUCUUUGUUUGAACGUAUGAAAUGUGGUUUUUACUAUUAUAAGAAGGUUGGUGUACCAACAGCGCCCUCUUGUGGUCAAAAGUAUCAAACUUUUUAUGGAUAGUAACCUGAGAUUAGUGAUACUGGUUUAGUUUUACUGAGUGCUGUAACUGGUACAGUAUUAUAACCUGCAUAAAAAUUUAAUCUAGUCACACGCUGUAAAUAAAAAGAUAUGUUGUCUCGAGAUGGAUUUUGCAUUCUUUAUUGACCGUAUUGUUCCAUCAAGAAAAAGAAUGAAUACAUUAAGUAAUAAUUGCAAAUCUUCUGCUGUUUUACCUGCAUAAAAAUUUAAUUAUAAUCACAUGUUGUAAAGACAAGAAAUAAAACAAUAUGUUGUUUCAA
This is a messenger RNA of Anneissia japonica, 1273 nucleotides long. Its product is annotated as NADH dehydrogenase [ubiquinone] iron-sulfur protein 3, mitochondrial-like. The record is from RefSeq and is a predicted model, not a curated record. The transcript is spliced from 6 exons. NCBI's taxonomy places the organism in Eukaryota, Metazoa, Echinodermata, Crinoidea, Comatulida, Comatulidae. The coding region runs from base 25 to 840 and encodes 271 amino acids. Gene Ontology annotation, molecular function: NADH dehydrogenase (ubiquinone) activity.